GAUUUCAACCACGUGAUCUUCCUUUCGUCUCGUGUGCUUGAAGAGGAAGGUACGUCGAUAAUAUUUUGCGCAAUUAUCAUCGAUAUAAUCAUAAAUAACUUCUCAAAUUACCUGUAAAAAGAUAUAUAAACUAAUGUUUACUAAUAUUUCAGUUAAUUCAAUCACGAUAAAUCGCAAAAAUGGUCGCUACCAAGAAACCGAAAAAGUCCAUGGAAAGUAUCAAUGCAAGACUUGCGUUGGUAAUGAAGAGUGGCAAAUUUGUUUUGGGUUAUAAGCAAACUUUGAAAACCUUACGUCAAGGAAAAGCCAAGCUCGUUAUUAUUGCUAAUAACACGCCAUCUUUGAGAAAAAGUGAAAUUGAAUAUUAUGCUAUGUUGGCCAAGACUGGUGUCCACCACUACAACGGAUCCAACAUUGAGUUGGGAACUGCUUGCGGUAAAUACUUCCGCGUGUGCACGAUGAGCAUCACCGAUCCAGGAGAUUCCGAUAUCAUCCGUACUUUGCCUUCUGAAAAUCAAUAA
Dimorphilus gyrociliatus is the source of this 521-nucleotide messenger RNA. The record is from the annotation of a GenBank genome assembly. Lineage: Eukaryota; Metazoa; Annelida; Polychaeta; Dinophilidae.